AUGUCGUAUCAGGGAAUCCACAUACCUAGCCAGUGGUCGGAGGCGGCGGAGUCGAUAACCUUUGCCUCGCCACCGUCGCACCCACCUAUCAUCUUCAUCUGCGGACCUAAGAACACCGGCAAGAGCACCUUCGCCCGCCAUCUCGUCAACGUGCUUCUCCAGAGGUGAGGGGCGGCUUUUUCCCACGUUGUCUCUCCGUACUUGAAUUUUCUGCCGCCGAUAGGAACAUAGGGUUUCCUCUCCUUCAUGCUUCCCUAAUCGUCGAAGAAAAAUUUUAGACACACUCAGGUGGCUCAUUUGGAUACGGACGUUGGCCAGCCGGAGUUCACACCGCCUGGGUGCCUCUCCCUCCAUGUUCUUCACGAGCAGAGCAAAGGCACCUUCUCUCCCGCUCAGUCAACCAAUUUGAUCUCUCUCUCUCUCUCUCUCUCUCCAAAUCCUUCCCCACUCUCCUCAAGUCUGUACUUUUGUUCUCUUCUGAGACUUUUAGUUUCCAUUUCAAUUCACAGAUUUGACUGUCGUUUCCAUCAAGACACCACUGAGGUGAGUUCCAGCACCCUUUUUUUGGAAAUUUUCUAUUACUGCAUCAUUAAUUAGUACCCAAAGUUACUGCCCAUGUUAAUCUUUCUGAUGUUCUUGGGCGUAGCUAGAAUCAUGCAACAUAAUUUUUUGCUAGUUGAACUUUUUUUUUUUAUCGAGUUUCUGACUGGUAAUUAUAACCAAGUUGAGAGUGGGCAUUUGCCCUAGUGGGUGAAUGGCAUUGCUCUUCUAGUUUAUACAAUUGUUUGAUUGAUCAUACCAUUUUUUUUUGCAACUUUUAUCCGAUGUGAUGAUCUUCGAUGCUCUCAAUCACCAGUUUCAUUUUCCCAAUGGUGGUAACAAUAGUUCUCUCUUUCAGGUGCCACUUCUUUGGUGACAUUUCCUCAAAAAGGGAUCCAAAAGCUUAUUUAGAUCGUAUUUUCCAUCUAUAUGACUACUUCCACAAGGAGCAUCGAUUUAAAAAGCUUGAAAAAUCUGGGAAGUCUGUGCCGCCGCUCGUCAUCAAUACACCCGGGUGGGUGAAAGGUAUGUUAUCAUCUUGAAUUUUCUAAAUUAAGCUUAAAGUUUGAAGUUGUUCCUGCCUGUAGAGCGAAUGGAAUCUGAUGAUAUUAUGACAUCAACUUAGAACUGUGGGUACUUAUUUAAUCCCAGUUUUUUUUUUUUCUCAGGCAUUGGCUAUGAUCUGUUGGUUGAUAUGAUCAAAUAUAUGAAACCCACCCACGUUGUCCAGAUCCGCACCACUUCAGAGAAUAAGAAUCUACCAUAUGGUGCAUUCUGGUCAGAUGGAACCCUAGAGGAGAAUGUGAACUUGAUAGAUCUCUUCGCUCCAUGCACUGACUCUUUCAAUCAAACGUAAGUUCACUGUGCAUUUAUUCUUUCUCUCUCCCAUUCCCACACCCCUCAUCCUUCUUUAUGAAAGAUGUGUUUUAGUUUCACACAGGAAAUUGGUUCUUGUUGCUCCUGUGAAAAUUGAUGCAAAGUUUAUUUUUGCUUGUAAAAUGGUAAUUUUUUAUAAUCAUAGCUAUUAUCAGUUAUCUAAAUCAUGUAUGACUAAAUCAUGGAGGAUUGUAUAUGUUGAUGUUAUUUUAUUAUCAAGGAGAAAAUGAAUACUGACAUAAUCAUUAUUUUUCUAUAAAAUAUCUCUUUUUUUUUUUUGUACUUUCCAGUCAUCUGAAUCAUGUAAGAGUAAAAGAUUGAAGAUCAUGUAGGAAUUUAGUCCCUUGUUGACGUCGCUUUUUUUUUUUCUUUUUUUUUCUUUUUUUUUCUAAAAAAAUAUCGCUUGUGAUUAAAACAUUGCAGAGUACUAAUUCAGAAGCAGGCCCUCACUCUGAGAGACAACCGAAUAAUCGCCUACUUUCAGCAAUGCGUCCCGAUCGGCAUGAACAUUUCUACUCGCAAGGAGCUUGCCCAUGCCUUGGCUUCCAUUCCUCCGUAUGAAGUUUCUAUUUCAGGAACUAAGGUUCUUCAUCUGCAUUGCAAUGUAAGUUUGGAUCGUAUGGGGAAUGAAGAGGAGCAGUACUUUUCAUCAUUUUUAUUAAUCUUUCGGCUCAUAAAUUAGGUUCCAAGCAGCGAGAUUUUCCACAGUUUAAAUGCAACAAUCGUUGGUUUGGCUGUCAGUUCUUCAGAACCUACAGGCUCCAGAAAUCACUUGCCUUGGUGUGUGGGACUCGGUAAGCUUUCUUCUCAUAUCUGAAACCCGUCUAGGCCACUUCGCACGAUCUUUGUUUGGCACUGAGUGCACCAGUCCAUACGUCCAGUGUGGCCAAAGAGGUCAACUUGAUAACUGCAAGGUGCCGAAUACAGAAGGUCUGGGUCCUUCUAUAGAGACUGGGCCCUUGGGGUGAUUAAUCCCACAACUAUCUAAUCAUUGGAGGAUGCCAUACUAGUGACAUCAUUUGUCUCUCUUGCCCUUGGCCCCCAUACCAUGUCUCCCUGCGCCCGUAUCUUGCCGCCGUGUGCCUCUGCUGUGCCAUCGCGUGCACACGCCGUGCCGUCAUGGGAUUCCUGUAUCAGGGAAAAAAAAAAUCUAGAUUGUUGCAAUCUGCAGCACCAGGAAUAGAGUUCUCUGUUUCAGCUGGGUUUGAAGAACAGCAGCAGCAGCUCUUCCUUGUCCAUUGGUACCCUGAGCUAUAUCCCAUUUGUUCGCAGCCCCCAAUAUGGGCAUCCAGUUCUAGAAGAUUAUCCUCCUCUGGGUUGACUUUUGGCAAGGUCUUAGAGGGUUUCUCUAAGAUAUUCUCGUCAUGAUAUUCAGGGCAUUGGGCAUCCUUCGUUUUUGGUCAAUCACAGCACCAGAUUUUGUAUGAUUUCAUCCCUCUAAUGUUGGUCAUUCAGGGAUCGUUCGAGGCGUUGACCUUGUGAAGGAUCUGCUCUAUGUGAUCACGCCUGUCCCUCUUUGCCAUCUGGAGAAGGUCGAUCUUCUGCUACAGGGGCUCAUCAGAAUCCCCACUUGCCUGCUGCAGGUAGUCAAAUCUUGCUCCCUGCCUUAUUAAAUCUCACCCAUCAUCAUCUGACCGUUAGUUUCGGGAUCCUACUGUUUUUCAUAUUUUGAUAGACUUUGACUUUUUCCAUUAUUAAUGUGAUGAGGGUGCGGCUCAUGGUGAUUAAUUUGGUUCUGGUUUCUUCCCAUUUCUGUGUGCGUUGACCACCAGGUGAGAGGAUGCAUGUGCCCCUACAUGUCCACAAACGUCUUGAACAAGCUGGACCCCUCGGGGAUGAGUUCCUAA
Messenger RNA from Spirodela intermedia, 3263 nucleotides. Lineage: Eukaryota; Viridiplantae; Streptophyta; Magnoliopsida; Alismatales; Araceae. The record is from the annotation of a GenBank genome assembly.